Messenger RNA from Papaver somniferum (opium poppy), 3187 nucleotides. RefSeq names its product pentatricopeptide repeat-containing protein At1g08070, chloroplastic-like. The record is from RefSeq and is a predicted model, not a curated record. Gene Ontology annotation, biological process: RNA modification. Gene Ontology annotation, molecular function: RNA binding; protein binding. Bases 101 to 1957 code for a protein of 618 amino acids. The transcript has a single exon. Lineage: Eukaryota; Viridiplantae; Streptophyta; Magnoliopsida; Ranunculales; Papaveraceae.
UACAGUUUCGUCCAAGGUUAACCUUCAUUAAUUUCUAUCCUAACUGGUUAAGAGUCAAUGUAGUAGAAGCAAACUCUGAUUUUAUCUAACUUCUUCUUCCAUGUUUCUGAAUCUUCUUAGAAGCUCUAGUAAUCUCACUCAAAUCAGUCAAAUUCAUGCUCAGAUCAUUGUAAAUGGCAUUGCUCUUCAUACUCAUUUUCUUUCCAAACUCAUCGAGCUUCGAUUAGUCGAUUAUGCACGUGCUUUCUUUAAUCAAAUACCUUCACCAACUGAUUACUCAUGGAACUCAAUGAUUAGACUUUAUACCCUCAAUGGGUUUCCUCAAACAUCUAUAUCUUUGUACUCUGAAAUGCUAAAGAAUGACUAUAAAUCAAGUCAUUUCACAUACCCAUCUCUGUUUAAGGCUUGUUCCAUAUGUUCUUCAGUCCAACUAGGAGAACAGAUACAUACCCAUGUUGUAAAGUUUGGGUUUCAGUAUGAUUUGUUUGUAAAUAAUUCUUUGAUUGAUAUGUAUUGCAAGUGUUCCUGUAUUGGUUCUGCACAGCAUGUGCUUGACGAAAUGCCUGAAACAGAUGAAGUUUCUUGGAAUUCUAUCAUUUCCGGUUAUGUGAGUUUGGGGGAGGUUGAAAAGGCAAGGGUGUUGUUUGAACAAGUGCCUGUUAGAAGAAAUGUUGUUUGUUGGACGUCUUUGAUUAACGGGUAUGGAAGGAAAGGGAAUUUAGAUGAGAUGUUUCGUUUGUUUUUGCAAAUGCUUGUUUCUGGAGACGAUGAUGCUGAACCUAACUCUACAACUAUGGUUUGUCUUCUUUCUGCAUGUUCAAGUCCUUCUGAUUCUAAACUGGGACUGUGGGUUUCUGUUUUUAUAGAUGUUAAUCGAAUACCAGUGACUACAAUCUUGGGUACUGCUCUUAUGGAUAUGAACUCGAGAUGUGGUGAUUUGGAUAACGCGCGGAGACUCUUUGAUCGGAUGUCUGGUAAGAAUUUGGUCUCAUGGAAUGCUAUGAUCUCUGGUUAUGUUCAAACUGCACGAUUCGAAGAAGCAAUCAGAUUGUUUGAUCUUAUGCAGACGCGCUCUGUGAAACCGAACGAGAUUACAAUGGUGAAUGUUUUGUCGGCUUGUUCUGGUUUGGGUGCAUUAGAACUUGGUAAAAAAGUUCAUAUCUACUUGGCUAGGAAUGGAUUAGAUUUGAAUGUGAUCGUUGCAGCUGCUCUUGUAGACAUGUACACAAAAUGUGGGAGGGUAAAUGAUGCUUGCUUGGUGUUUGUGAAGACGCCAAAUAAAGAUGUAGCCUUGUAUAACGCCAUGAUCUUAGGCUUAGCACAUCAUGGUCGUGGAAGUGAUUCGUUAGCUGUUUUUGCAGGAAUGGAAAGAAAUGGAACACACCCAAAUGAUAUUACAUUUAUCGGAGUUUUAUCGGGUUGUAAUCAUUCAGGACUGGUCGAGGAGGGAAGAUAUAAGUUCUGGGAUAUGGUCAAGAAAUAUGGGUUGAGUCCAAAAAUUGAACAUUAUUCUUGCAUGGUGGAUCUUCUCGGCCGAGCUGGGUAUCUUGAUGAAGCUUUUGGGUUGAUUCAAAACAUGGAGAUUUCACCAGAUUCAUUAAUUUGGAGUUCUUUGCUUAGUUCUUGUAGAAUUCACCGGAAUAUCGAGUUGGCUGAUAAAAUUGCUGAAGUUAUCCUGUCAAUCCAGAAUCCGAAUUCGGGUUCCUGCAUUUUGUUAUCAAACAUUUAUGCUUCUGUUGGUAGGUGGAAGGAUGUUAUCAGAAUGAGGAGAUUAGUUAAGGAAAAGGGAGAUAAGAAGCCACCGGGUGUUAGUUGGAUAGAAUUAGAUGGUAGCAUUCACAAGUUCGUUGUUGAGGAUAUACAUCACCUGCAGUCUAAAGAGAUUUAUGAGAUACACAAAUUUUUGACAGACCAAUUGAAAGCUGAAGGAUAUGUAUCGAAGUUUGCUUUUACUUAAAAGAAGGUUCAUGGUAUGCAAUACUAUCUUUUCUGUCACUCAACUGAAAUCCCAUUUAACAGAAGUGCUUGCCUAAACAAGGAGUUAUGAUCCCCAAAAUUGCAGAUAAAAAGAAAAAGUACAAAUAAAGAUUCUCAAUUAAAAGGUGUCAGUAACCAGCGACGACAGUAAGAAGAAAAACCUACUAUAUCAAAAUUACAGUACUUCAACUCUCUGGUUCUGGUUCCGAUGCUGCUUCUGCUGGGGUCUCACAAUGUUUAUGGCAAAGCAAAGUUUCAUUUCUGGACCAGCAGGUAUACGGAAACACCAGAUUUGCACCUUACAUCCAGGAACUAAUGCCAAUUCGGCAACCAAUUUAUUCCAGUUACCUGUAAAAACCCUGUUUCCAAGACUAGGCCAGUACUUGAAAUCAAUAUCCCACACUCUUGGAAUUGGAUCAAUCAAUCUAUUUUUCAGUCCCUUCUUAUUAUAUGAUACAUCAUAUAUCAUCUUUUCAUCUUCUGUCAUGAUGCUAUCUAACAAGGCAUGACAAUCAGUUGGCAGAGAUAGCCUAUUCUGGUUUGUUCUAAUGUCACUUUGGUAUAGAACUUCAUCGAUUGCUUCUUUUAUGUGAUCAGGAAUCAACUGUGCAGUCUGAACCCCUCCGCCCUGCGGUUAUUUGAUCUUCUUCGUUAUUUGAUCAUAGUACUGACGAUCUUGGUUAAGUUGGUGAGGGAUGUGUAAUACGCGGUGUUCUUCAACUUUUUGAUGCUUCAUUGAUGUAGAAGAACUCCCUUGAAGACAUUGAAAGGAGGUAUUAUUGGUCUUCUUCUGAAUGUAACUAGAAACCUCCUCAUCCUCUCUGGGCAUUGUUCUUUUCUUUUUUGGAAUAUGGGUCUUCCAGGGAAUGAAUUCUUCAUCCUCAACCGUUCUGCUGCUGCAGCUACCUUCAACCUCAUUCAGUAAUGAUCCUGCUGGUGGUGGUUUAUUUAAAUCUGGUGUUUCCAUUUUCAUCUCCCUUUCAACAAUUUGCAUCUCCCUUUGAACAAAACACUGCACACCUUCAAGAGAACUUAAACCCAUCUUUUUAAAUUCAAGAAUCUGUUUAUCUUGGUAAUCUUCAUCUUUAUUUUUUCUUUUUCUUUCUUCCUUUUCCUCUGUUAAUUUCUUCAAGAAAGCAUCAUCAUCAUCUGAACUCGUUAUGAACCCAAGUAUUGUAUCCCACCUCAAUUUACUGCUCAUGGGACUCAC